Messenger RNA from Macrobrachium nipponense, 1699 nucleotides. RefSeq lists its product as uncharacterized. The record is from RefSeq and is a predicted model, not a curated record. The transcript is spliced from 3 exons. Lineage: Eukaryota; Metazoa; Arthropoda; Malacostraca; Decapoda; Palaemonidae. The coding region runs from base 274 to 1308 and encodes 344 amino acids.
GAAUAUGCCACUUUGCAUAUGGCAACUAGUAAAGCUAAGGCUUCAGAAGAUGAUUAUAAUAUGGAGAGGAAUGUUUCUGACAGAUCUAGUGCUUUCACAAACGUGAGAGAUAAAGCGAACAAUAAUACUUGUACUAAUGGUGAUACAAGUAGGUAAGACAAAAGUAUACUUUUGCCAUCUCCUACAAAAUCUCUUGAUAAUGUCAGCAACAACACAUCAGAAGAAAGCCUCAGAAGUAACCUUGUGGAAAACAACCCUCAGAGGUCACAUUCCAUGGCAGAAAAAGCUCCACAAAGAAGAAUCAGAUCCACGUUUAGGCUAACUAAUGAUCCACAAACUGGUUCUCUGUAUCAUCCCAGUGCCUCCAAAGAUACACAACUUGGGCAAAAGAAUUCAGUGGUUAACAACAUACAGAAGAGCUCUAGUUGUGAUGAUACAUCUGUUAUGACUAAAGCAGAUCUAGGAUCAAGUAUGCCUUUACCACGGUACAGAAGCAUUGAGCCCAACAUGCCCAAAGUGCAGACUUCAAAGCCCUUAUUUGCAGGUGAUAAUAGUUACAGAAGUGUAGAGAAAAGCUCUGGGAAAACAGAUUUAUCCAAAAGCUCUUUUCCUCGUUCCCAGUCCACUGGUAAUUCACAAGGGCUGGAAGCAAAAUUUGGAAUAUCUCACCCUAGUAAAUCUGAAGACACCAAGGGAUCACGUGAGUUUGAGGAAGAUGAUUCCUUCUUUGAUACUCUCCUCAGUACCCUUCCUGAAGAAGAGAUUAUUUUUGGUACUCAGAAAAAUUCCAAGGCCACUGGGGUUCAAAACAGUAAAACACAUUUUGCAAAAGAGAUGGUAACGACUUCCAAAAAUAUGCAUAAUAGCAGUGUGAAUAAUGCUGAAAAGAGUAAAGUAUUUAGUAGAUGGAGUGAUAAAAGAAAGAGUAGUAACAGUUGUGUCAAGGAUAUUAAUAAUCAAAAUAGAAAUCCUCAAUCAUCUAAAGUGUUGGACUCAAGUAGUGUGAACAGCAUCAAAGGAAAUAUGCAGUCAAAAGGACAUUCUAUGCCAGGUAAAAAGAGUAUGACCGCAAGCCCUGCUAAAUCUCCUAGUAUGGGAAUGUCAGCCUUGAAGCUGAGUACUUAUUCAGAAUCCAACGAGGAAAUGGACAGCAUGUCAGCUCUGUGCAAUUCUACUAUUAAGCAAGACUUUCAAGGAACGUCACAUGCUGGUGAUAUAUCGGAUGAUGAUCUCUUUGAGGACGAUGUCUUGUCACUUAUUGAUGAAGUAGAAUUUUGGGAGUCAGCCAUUAACUUCAGCAGCACCUAGCUCUCAGUCAUCCCAGUUAUCUUUGUCGCAACAAAGCAAGUGUACCUCGGAGGAAAUCGCCAAAAAGAAGGAAGAGGAACAACGCAGAGGGGAAGAGAGGUUGAAGAAGGAAGAGAUGGCUAAGAGGGAAGAACCACACCACUUUAGAGAAGUGGGAGCAGCUCAGUACACUGCAGGAGUAGAAAGAAAGAAGAAUGAAGUAAACUGUCAGGUUGAAGCACUGAAAAAGGAUGCAGCCGUAUGUUUGAGAGAAGAGAAACAAAAGUCAGAGAUGGAAAGACCAAAAGUAGAACCUGUUUUCCUUAGAGAAGAAAGGUUAAAGGUAGAGGAAAUUGCAAGAAAGAGGGACGAAGCUCAGCGUAGGAAGGAGGAAGGCUGAAAAGCUCAAAAU